AUGGCCGGAGAACGCGCUCCAAAGUACCGGCAGGAAAUCCAGCAGAUGAUGUUCGUCUCUGGAGAAACCGCCGAGCCAUCCCAAGAAACUACUACUCUCAUCGAAGAAAUCGUCCGGCAGCAAGUCGUCGAAAUGCUUACCCGCAGCACUGCCCUCGCAACUCGCCGCGGAAACCGUUCCAUCUCCACAGACGACCUUAUCUUCCUAAUUAGGCAUGACAAAGCCAAAGUGAGCCGACUAAGAACAUUCCUGUCAUGGAAGGAUGUUCGCAAAAACGUCAAAGAUUCAGACGACAAGGCAGGAGCUGAUGCCGCCGAUUUUGCGGCUGGUGAUGAUCCCCUCGCAGGUGCCGGUGUGGCAGGACCUCAGGAUAUGGCGGCGAAACCUAAAAAUAAACGCGCCAAAGUCGGGCUACCAUGGGAUAUCAAUAGUUUUUACUCCGUGCAAGCACCCGAGCGAGAGGAUGAGGAGGAUGAAGAGGAAGAGGAACAGAAUUAUGCCACAUUGCAACGUCUCGCAACUGCCGAUGAACGUACUAAGAAUAUGACCAGAGAGGAAUACGUGUUUUGGUCCGAUUGUCGCCAGGCGUCCUUUACUUUUCGAAAGGGUAAACGUUUUCGUGAAUGGGCUGGUUUUGGAAUUGUCACAGAAUCAAAGCCAAAUGACGAUAUUGUUGAUAUCCUUGGAUUUUUGACAUUUGAGAUUGUGCAAACCCUGACUGAGGAAGCGCUGAAAGUGAAGGAGCGUGAAGAUCGGGAGAAAAAAGGACGCGGAGGUGCUGAUUCUGAUUCUGGAGACAAUCCCAAAAAGCGAAAGCGUGAGACUGGAUUGUUUGAUCCUCCUGAAGAAGGGAGAACGCCAAUUGAGCCUCGACAUAUUCGAGAGGCAUUUCGUAAGCUACAGGCUACUCCGCAAAAGGCUGUUGCUAUGUUGCUCCACGACGGACGUGUUCCAGCACGCUUUCCAAUUCGUUUGGUAUAG
Molecule: messenger RNA, 981 nt
Organism: Talaromyces stipitatus ATCC 10500
Lineage: Eukaryota; Fungi; Ascomycota; Eurotiomycetes; Eurotiales; Trichocomaceae
Product: SAGA-like transcriptional regulatory complex subunit Spt3, putative
Exons: 2
Coding region: 1-981 (326 amino acids)
Biological process (GO): transcription by RNA polymerase II
Cellular component (GO): SAGA complex
Molecular function (GO): transcription coregulator activity; protein heterodimerization activity
Source: RefSeq, a predicted model, not a curated record